GGCUGACAUAAACAAUUCUUGUUUGUUGGGGGAAUAGAUAUAAAGCCAUAGGAGUAUCAUUGUUUACAGACAGCAGGAGUACUUCUUGAUAUUGCACAAUGAUGUUCUACAAAUUUGCCUACCCUCUGCCAAUGGUUGCUUUCUUUGCUAUAAUCAUUUCCCAAGCAGGAGCAUAUGAUCCGUUAGAUCCUAACGGAAACAUAACAAUUAAAUGGGACAUUAUGUCCUGGACUCCGGAUGGUUACGUUGCAGUUGUAACAAUGACCAACUUCCAAAUGUAUCGGCACAUAAUGAGCCCUGGCUGGACCCUAGGCUGGGUUUGGGCUAAGAAAGAAGUGAUCUGGUCAAUGGUGGGAGCCCAAGCCACUGAACAAGGAGAUUGUUCAAAGUUCAAAGGAAACGUCCCACACUGCUGUAAGAAAAACCCCACCGUCGUGGACUUGCUCCCCGGAGUCCCAUACAACCAACAGAUAGCCAAUUGUUGCAAAGGUGGCGUCGUGUCGUCAUGGAGCCAAGACUCCUCCACCGCGGUUUCGUCCUUUCAGGUGGGUGUUGGCCGUGCCGGGACUUCCAAUAAAACGGUGAACCUGCCGUUGAACUUCACUUUGCUUGGUCCUGGUCUGGGUUACACAUGCAGCGGAGCUAAAAAGGUGCCGUCCACUGUUUUCCUCACCCCUGAUGGUCGACGAAAAACUCAAGCAUUGAUGACAUGGAAUGUGACAUGCACGUAUAAUCAGAUUCUGGCAUCACGAUAUCCAAGCUGUUGUGUCUCGAUGUCUUCAUUUUACAACUCCACAAUCACACCUUGCCCAUCAUGUUCUUGUGGCUGCCAAAACAACAAUAAUUGCAUCUCGAGUGAUGCAGAGAUAGAAAGUGUAGUUGGCAAGAACAGAACAAGGAGUAGAAAUUCGAAUGCGAUGAUAAGGUGUACCAACCAUAUGUGCCCCAUCCGAGUGCAUUGGCAUGUGAAGCUGAAUUACAAGGAGUAUUGGCGAGUGAAGAUGACGGUCACUAAUUUCAACUACGCCAUGAACUACACGCAGUGGACACUUGUGGCUCAACAUCCUAACCUCCACAACAUCACCCAAGUUUUCAGUUUCGAAUAUAAACCCCUCCUUCCUUACAAAUACACAAAUGACACUGGUAUGUUCUAUGGCUUGAAGUUCUACAAUGACGUAUUAAAGGAAGCCGGAGCUGAUGGAAACGUCCAAUCAGAAUUGAUUCUUAAGAAAGACAUGAGUACAUUCACGUUCAAGCAAGGUUGGGCUUUCCCUAGGAAAAUAUACUUCAAUGGCGAUGAAUGCGCCAUGCCAGCUCCAGAUGAAUAUCCUUAUCUACCAAACUCUGCAAAUUCAAAGCUGAUUUCAAUAUCGACAAUGGCUUCCUUUUUGCUUUUGGUUUUCGCUAAUCUUUUGGGGAUGAUUUGAAGUGAGUGAGUGAAUGAAAGCAUGCAGGGAAAAGAUGAAAGAAACCAAACCUUUAAGAAGGUAAGCCAUUGGCAGGCAGCCAUGUGGAUGAAGUUGAAGCAGUAGGGGGUAGAUGAAAAAAAGUGUGACAUGAAGGAUUUUGCAGAGAAAAGCCAAUAAUGAAUCUGGGUUUUUCCAAGGUUUUAUCAUUAGUGGCUCGGGCCGGGUUUCAGUCUGGAUUUUUAGUUAAGCUGGUCCAAAUUAAAGGUUGAUCCGUAAAUAUGUUUUAUUUAAAAAUAAUAAAAUAUAGUGAAAUUUUAUUUUUACAUUGAUAUUGAUAUAUUGAUAACUAAAUUUAAUUA
Gossypium arboreum is the source of this 1768-nucleotide messenger RNA. RefSeq names its product COBRA-like protein 4. The record is from RefSeq and is a predicted model, not a curated record. Lineage: Eukaryota; Viridiplantae; Streptophyta; Magnoliopsida; Malvales; Malvaceae. Gene Ontology annotation, biological process: plant-type cell wall cellulose biosynthetic process; cellulose microfibril organization. The coding region runs from base 99 to 1427 and encodes 442 amino acids. The transcript has 6 exons. Gene Ontology annotation, cellular component: plasma membrane.